Penicillium cataractarum is the source of this 924-nucleotide messenger RNA. RefSeq lists its product as uncharacterized. The transcript is spliced from 2 exons. Lineage: Eukaryota; Fungi; Ascomycota; Eurotiomycetes; Eurotiales; Aspergillaceae. The record is from RefSeq and is a predicted model, not a curated record. The coding region runs from base 1 to 924 and encodes 307 amino acids.
AUGUCUUACAACAACGAUAACGACCGCUCUUACGGCUCUGGAGGUAGCGACUCCUACGGUUCGUCUGGUCGCGACAAUGACAACUCCUACGGAUCCUCCAACCGCAGCGGCAACGACUCCUAUGGCUCGAGCAACAAUGAUUCAUAUGGCUCGUCCAACAAGGACUCGUACGGUUCUUCCAACCGCAGUGGCAACGACUCGUAUGGAUCUAGCAACAAUGAUUCCUACGGCUCCUCCAACCGCAGCGGUAACGAUUCGUACGGCUCUUCCAACAAAGAUUCGUAUGGCUCGUCUAACCGCAGCGGCAACGACUCUUACGGAUCGUCCGGCCGUGACAAUGACAACGAUAACUCGUAUGGUUCUUCUGGCCGUAGCGGUAACGACUCCUACGGCUCCAGCAAGAAGGAUUCCUACGGCUCUUCUAACCGUGACGACGACGACUCCUACGGCUCCAGCAAGAAGGAUUCCUACGGCUCUUCUAACCGCGACGACGACGACUCCUACGGUUCUUCCAACCGUAAGACCAACACCUAUGGAUCGUCUGACAACAGCGAUUCCUAUGGCUCCUCUGGCCGCGGUGGUAACACCUCUUCCUACGGCUCUUCCGGCCGUGACAAUGACAACGAUAACUCGUACGGCUCCUCUGGCCGCAGCGGUAACGACUCCUACGGCUCCAACAAGAAGGAUUCCUACGGCUCUUCCGACCGUAACACCGACUCGUAUGGAUCUAGCAACAACGAUUCAUAUGGCUCCUCCAACCGCAGCGGCAACGACUCGUACGGCUCAUCCAACAAUGACUCCUAUGGCUCGUCCAACCGCAGCGGUGGUGAGAGCACCUUUGGAAAGGUCCUGGAGAAGGCUGGUGACCUGUUGAACAGCAACGAGCGUGGCCAGGAGCGACGUGAUCGCUCGGAUGACUACUAA